UGUUUCUCUGGCUCUGUUUUCCCCAGUCUCUUUUCCGACGUGCGCGCAACAACACCUAAAAUCAAAGUGGAGCAGACAAGAGCCCGCUUCCCGCGCUUGCUGCUCUUUAGAUUAACUAAUUAAUUACUUGCCCGAUAUAUAAAAUGAUUCACGAGUCAUUAUAAUAAUUAUAAUGUCGAAGCCUUCCACAGGCGAUACAGCAGCUCCAGUACGUCUAACAUAAUCUAUAAAAAGCUUUUGGAUCACCAAUUUUAAAUGCUGUAUUUUUUUCGUUAAAAUCCACAAGGAGAUGCAAGUGUGUAGUAUGUUUCAGCUUCUGUUGCGACGCCAAAUUGCAUUUGCGGCCAGCACGCCGCUCGAUCCCUCGAUCGUUUAGACCCCUUCAUUGACUCAGUUUUCCUAGUGGUGGACAAUCGGUCCACCCCCCAAUAUUUUUCGGAGCGCCAUCAAGCGUUUUCCAAUGAUGCAAAUCCCAUUUACUCGGAUUUUCAAAGUAAUUUUCGUGCUCUCAACAAUUGUCGCCGUCACAGAUUGUUGUUCGAGCCGGAUCUUACUUCUCCGAGAGCAUACGCUGAAAAUUGUGCAGCAUCAGCACAGCCACAUGCACGAGCAUGCGCACGAGCUGCAGCAGCAGAUCCAGGAGACUGCGGUUGAGUUGCUCAAUCGCCUGGAGCUGCAGCGCAAGCAACUGGAGGCUUCCGCUCAGGAGGAGGCAGACCAGCUGCAACCUGAUACGGAUACCAGUCCAGACGCUGGCAGCCAACUACCAAACGCAGACGACUUCAAUGCUGCGGAUCCUGAACAGGAUGGGGUUGUUCUCGGAUCCAGUACUGUCACCUGGUUGGGCAGCGAAAGCAGCACACCAAUCACCGAUUCCGAGACAGUGACAACACCCGAAACAGUUACGCACACCGGAGAACCGCCACCUGACCAAAGCUCGUCCAGUACGCCAGGCUCCACAACUUCCAGCCCAAACGACAAGGAGACAGAGAUUCAGAUGCUGCCCUGCAGCGAAGCUUACAAUACUAGCUUUUGCCUGAACGGUGGCCACUGCUUCCAGCAUCCGAUGGUAAACAACACAGUCUUCCAUUCCUGCCUCUGCGUAAACGACUACGAUGGAGAAAGGUGCGCCUACAAGAGCUGGAAUGGUGAUUACAUCUACUCGCCCCCAACAGCGCAGCGGAAGGUCCGGAUGGCACACAUCGUCUUCUCCUUUCCCGUACUCAUCAUGCUGUCCUCGCUCUACGUGCUCUUCGCAGCCGUUUUCAUGCUCCGCAACGUGCCGGAUUAUCGCCGAAAGCAGCAGCAACUACACCUGCACAAGCAGCGCUUUUUUGUCAGAUGCUGAGGGACCUUCGAAGAGGAGAGGUGCUCCUCUGGAUUUAGAUUUGAUUUGGAAACAAUUUGGUUUCACCUAUAUAAGCCUCUUUGUUGAUUGGCAAAUUCUUGUUGACCAUAUUU
Molecule: messenger RNA, 1461 nt
Organism: Drosophila erecta
Lineage: Eukaryota; Metazoa; Arthropoda; Insecta; Diptera; Drosophilidae
Product: protein gurken
Exons: 4
Coding region: 461-1348 (295 amino acids)
Biological process (GO): epidermal growth factor receptor signaling pathway
Molecular function (GO): receptor ligand activity; epidermal growth factor receptor binding
Source: RefSeq, a predicted model, not a curated record